Messenger RNA from Meriones unguiculatus (Mongolian gerbil), 3023 nucleotides. It is a transcript of the gene Fancg, whose product is annotated as FA complementation group G. The transcript is spliced from 14 exons. Gene Ontology annotation, molecular function: protein binding. The record is from RefSeq and is a predicted model, not a curated record. NCBI's taxonomy places the organism in Eukaryota, Metazoa, Chordata, Mammalia, Rodentia, Muridae. Bases 435 to 2300 code for a protein of 621 amino acids. Gene Ontology annotation, biological process: interstrand cross-link repair. Gene Ontology annotation, cellular component: Fanconi anaemia nuclear complex.
ACCCUGCCGCCGAGGGGAAAACCGGGUCUGCCGUUGGUUCUAAAGCCGAGAGGAGCCUUCUUCCCCUAGCCCGGUCUCAGUACUCUGGCCCCCGCGGAGGCCCCGCAAGCCCAGCAGGCACUCUCUGGCCUGUGGCUGGCCUCUGUCUCCCCGCCUCGUUGCUCCGGGUUUCUUUUCAUUUUCCCGCGGAAACAACUCUUGAAAACAACCAACCGCGGCCCGGAGUGUUGCAGCCUGGCCAACCAGAGCGGUGGGCGGCGGCGGCGACUGUGCUAGGCUUCUGGCCAGGGAGAGCCCGGCCUGCGACCCGACGGUGUCCCACGGUGCACUAGUGGGUGGGUGAGUGGGACAGCAUCCUUGCGGCUAGGGCGAAGGCAUCAGUGCGAAUGGUCGCAAGAAAACCCUCUGGGUAACGGUGCUCUACCGCAGCGACAAUGUCCAGCCAGGUCGUUCCAGCCCUCCCCAGACCAUUUUCCAGUAACCUGGACCUGUGGAGGGAAAAGAACGACGGGCUUGUUGGACAGGCUAGGCAGCUGACUAAGGAUUCUCGUUCUUCUCUGAGGCGACAGCAAUUGGCCCAAGACACACUGGAAGGGUUUGGGGAGCUCCUGCUCACUCUGCAAGGACUCCCUGCUGCUGUUCCUGCUCUCCCUUUGGAGUUGACCAUCAUCUGUAAUUAUAUAAUCCUGAGGGCUAGCCUGGCCCAGGACUUCACUGAAGACCUUUCCCAGGAUGUUCAAAGGGGCUUAGAGAGAGUGCUGGAGACCCAGAAUCAGCUGGGGCCCAAGUCGCAGCCCAGACUCAGGGAGCUGUGGGACUCUGUCCUCUCUGCUUCCUCCCUUCUACCGGAGCUGCUGCCUGCCUUACACUGCCUGGCCAGCCUUCAAGCUGUCCUAUGGAUGAGUACUGACCACCUAGGGGACCUGACCUCGCUGUUGCAAACCCUGAAUGGCAGCCAGACUGAGGAUCUGCUGGUACUGCUGAAGUCCUGGAACCCCCCAGCUCAGAAGUCACUUGCUCCACUGAUGCUGCAGGAUGCUGAGGGGUUGAGGGAUGUCCUUCUGACAUCAUUUGCCUGCCGCCAAGGCCUCCAGGAGCUAGUCACAGGGAGCCUAUCCCGUGCUCAGAGGAGCCUGCAUGAAGCAGCCUCGGGUGUGUGUCCACCAUCUGUGCUAGUCCAGGUGUACACAGCGCUGGGGACAUGUCUCCGUCAGAUGGGAAACCCACAGAGAGCACUGCUGUACUUGACCGAAGCCCUCAAAGUGGGAGUUGCCUGUGCCCUUCCCCUUCUGGAGGCUUCUAGAGUAUAUCGGCAACUAGGAGACACAGCAGCAGAGCUGGACAGUCUGGGGCUGCUGGUUGAGGCCUUGAGUGCCACCCAUAGUUCUGAAACACUCAAACUUUUCAUUGAGGUGGAAUUGCUACUUCCACAACCUGACCCAGCGUCUCCUCUUUACUGUGGUACACAGAGCCAGGCCAAGCACCUGCUAGCAAGUCGAUGCCUACAGACAGGGAGGGCGGCAGAUGCUGCGGAACAUUACUUGGACCUGCUGGCUAUGUUGCUGGGUAGCUCAGAGCCACGGCUCUCCCCACCCACCUCCUCUCCAGGGUCCUGUUUGCCAGAGUUGUAUCUGGAGGCAGCAGCAGCACUGAUCCAGGCAGGCCGAGCCUUGGAUGCUUUGACUGUAUGUGAGGAACUGCUUAGCCGUACUUCAUCUCUGCUUCCCAAGACGUCCUCCUUGUGGGAAAAUGCCAGAAAAAGAACCAAAGAACUGCCAUACUGCCCAAUUUGGGUCUCUGCCACCCACCUGCUUCAGGGCCAGGCCUGGUCGAAACUAAAGGCUCAAAAAGAGGCACUUAGUGAUUUUAGCCAGUGUCUUGAGCUGGUCUUUCGGGUCCUACCUAAGGACAAACAAGGUGCAGGCUCCACCUGUGAGCAGAAAUGCAGUUCUGAUGUGGCACUGCAACAGCUUCAAGUGACUGCUCUGAUUAGUCGUGGACUGGAAUGGGUGGCCAGUGGCCAAGAUAACAAAGCUUUGAGAGACUUCCUCCUCAGUGUGCAGAUAUGCCCAGGCAACAGAGACGGUUCGUUUUACCUGCUUCAGACUCUGAAAAGAUUGGAUCGGAAGAAUGAGGCCAUUGCUUUCUGGCGGGAGGCCCAAACCCAACAGCCACAGGAAGAAGCUGCCUGGUCUCUCCCAUUGUAUUUAGAAACCUGUUUGAGCUGGAUCCGUCCUCCUAACUGUGAAGUCUUCCUGGAGGAGUUUGGGACAGCGCUGUUGGAGUCUUGUGACCUAUAAUCUCCUUGUUUCCAGGAGCCUGAACUUUGGCCUGUGUGGGCCAUCUCUGUGGGGAGGGUUUUUGUUUUUGUUGUUUUUUGUUUUUUUUAUUUUUUAUUUUUUGGCUUAUCCUCUUUGGAGAAUGGCUAGAACUUAUUGUUUCUAUAUAACUACUCCACCUGUGAGGUUGGUCCUGUGAACCUUGGUCUACUUACUGCCAGUCUAGUUCCUGAAUCGUUCCAUCAACCAAUCAUUGACUUUGCUUGUGGCACUAUUUUUUCUUUUCUGUUUUCUUCCCUUUCUUUCUUCCUUCCUUCCUUCCUUCCUUCCUUCCUUCCUUCCUUCCUUCCUUUCUUCCUUCCUUCCUUCCUUCCUUUCUCUCCUUGUGUGUGUUGAGUAACAUCUCAUAUUUAUCUUUUAUCUGUUCACUAUGCAUGGAUGAAUGGGAAGGCUCAUGGUGGACCACUUGGGUGUUGGGUAUUUAAGGUGUUCUAUUCCCAGCAUCCAUCUUCUGUCUGCCCUCCCUGAUUACCCAACUCUUCUCUUCCCUCCCACUUUUCUUUUGGUAGGUUGGAUUCUGGGGACUAAACUCCAGUUCCUCACACAUAAGUUCCCAGUCCCUAUACCUCACCUACCCCAUCUAUCUUAAGUGUGAGUAUGAGGAAGAGGCUAUUAAUCUUCGUGGGGAAAGAGUGAAAUAGUCCUCUUUAAGUUAUUAUUAAAAUUUUUAAUUUCUUAUUUUAA